GAAUGAAAGAACCAAGUCCAACUAGGUCCUACUUCUCCUUUACCACCGCCACCACCACCACCUCUUCCACAUUAUGCUAUCCAACCAAGACCCCCAAGUAGGAAUAAUAGUACCAGUGCACCUUUAAAUUCAACUCAACAUCAUCGUCUUCAAUCUCAUUUACCAUCUUAAUUCCCUUCAACUCAUUUCAGUCGAACUAAAUUACCCCACAUCACCUCUCACUCAAGCUAUCCUUCUCGACCUUCACCUCAUCCAUCUCGAUUAUCCAUCAAUCUACAUCUUCACAUCACUCAAUCUUAAAAUUCCCAAAAACUCUGCUGAACGUGAUGAACUUAAGAAAAUGAUUCAAGCUGAAAAACGAAAUGCCGAUGAAGAUAACUUUGAUGAAGCGGUCGGAAUGAUUUGGAAAGCUUACAGGCCCACAAGAGUACCCGAUUCAACUCAGUCACUUUUCUUAGACCCAUCUUGUACCACCUUAUCACCCAAUUCAACACCCUUUUGAAUUCUGGUCCGUACCCUACGUGAAUUCGUACAUCGUAAACAAAACGAUGUUAACCUAUUGUUACCUUUAACGGGAGUUUUACCCGAUAUGAAAGCCGAUACCAAAAUUUAUUUGAGGUUCUGAGCUCUGAGGUUGAACUACACAUUGAAACUUGAACCAACGAAGAAGUCAAAGAAAUAAAGGAUACAUUCGGAUUGAAGUAGAAAUCAACAUCGAUCAAGACUUUGAAUAAUAAAACCCCGAAGCGAACCGAUCAAG
Molecule: messenger RNA, 760 nt
Organism: Melampsora larici-populina 98AG31
Lineage: Eukaryota; Fungi; Basidiomycota; Pucciniomycetes; Pucciniales; Melampsoraceae
Exons: 2
Coding region: 341-502 (53 amino acids)
Source: RefSeq, a predicted model, not a curated record